AUGUAUGCAAUAAUGAUUGUUCUUUCCAAUUUCUAUAUUUAUCAAGAACAUAUACCUUGUAUUUGUGAAGUUUUCAUUUAUUAUUCAAUGAUUGUUAAUCUAUCACAUUUAUUGCUAUCAAAGAUAGUUUGUUAUCUUGAAGAUAACAUAGAUAGAAUAUGUGUCAGUUUAGUUUGUAAAAGAUUGUUCGAGGAAAGAGUUAAAUAUCUAUAUUUUAAUACCGAUAAUAUAAAUAUCAUUGACAAUCAAGAAGAUGAAGUAUUUACCUUAAAAUCAUAUCGAUCAUUAAUAUUCAGAUCACUCAAACAAAAGAGAAUUUGUAUUAUGUCUAUUGGUGGUUCUAGAAUCAGAUAUGACUCUUCUAUAGAUCCUUUUACUCAUUUGGAAGACCCUAUAGAUAUCAUUACACCAAAUAUCUCUACAGUUAAAAUAGAUCAAAAACUUGGUAAAAAGCAUACAGAGAAUCUCUAUCGAAUGAUAUCCGAUUCAAAAGUAUACAAUCUAAAAGGAAUAUCAAGAUUAUCGAGUGUAUUACCUGUGAAUUUGACAUCAAUUACGUUUCAUUAUGAGUUCAAUAAAGUAUUGUUGGCAGGUUAUCUUCCACCGAAACUAAAGAAACUAAAAUUCGACACCAAUUCAUAUUUUAAUCAAACAAUAUCAGCAGGUGUUCUUCCAAAUACAUUGAAGAAACUUAAAUUUGGUGAAUGUUUCGAUCAAGUACUCGAACCUCAUGUAUUACCAUCAUCCUUAACUUAUUUAGAAUUGGGAUAUAACUACACUCAAACACUUCAAGUUGGAUCACUUCCUCCAAAUCUUCUAGUUUUUAAUCAUUAUGGUGAAAUUAUCUCCGAGAUUUCAGAUGGAGUAUUACCACAAUCACUUUGUACUUUGCAAUCAGUACCUUUAUCAUGGAUCCCAUUCAUCAAAUCACUAAACAAUCUCACAAAACUAAAACUUUAUCAAAGUGAUAAUUCUAUUGUCACAAUAGACUUGUCAGAUCUACCAGGUUCUCUAACAGAUUUAGCUAUUUAUGCAUCAUGUCAUCUCACGUCAUCUCUAUCACCUUCAAUCAGAUAUCUAGAUAUUCACGAAACCGAGUAUGAUAUCGAUGAGAUAUUCAAAGAUCGAUCACAAUAUCAUUUCGAAAGGUUGUGUGUCGAUGGAAACAAACAAGAAUCACUUGACAAUCUGAAGAUCAACGAGCUGAGACUGGAAUUUGACAAAAGAGAAUCGAUUUUAAGGUAUAUUCCAUUUGGUGUGGAAUCUUUAUUUAUUGGUCACCAAAAUUUUGAAUUCUAUACAAUUCCAAAACUCAAUCUAAACGGUAUUCCAUCGUCAGUGAAGAAGAUUACAUUUCAAUCCAAUAUUUUGUUCAAUCAACUUGAUUUCGAAAUUCCAAACAAUGUUGAAGAAGUUAUGAUACAAAAUAUUUAUUUGGAUGAUCAAUUCUCAAGUGAAUGGAUUCCAAACUCUGUUAAAUCACUUACUAUUCCUUCUAAUUUGUUUCAAAAAGGUUCCACACCUAUAUCAGUUACCAACUUGUUUUUGACCAAUGUUAGAGAAAAAUUAUAUCUCCAAGUUCGAAAGAUAUAUGAUAAUCACUAUCUCAUUUUUGGUAAAACAAAUGAUAAAUUCAAAGCUGCAAUUGUCUCGCAACUUUUUCUAUCUGAUUUCAUCGACAAAAAAUAA
Messenger RNA from Heterostelium album PN500, 1689 nucleotides. RefSeq lists its product as uncharacterized. The record is from RefSeq and is a predicted model, not a curated record. Bases 1 to 1689 code for a protein of 562 amino acids. Lineage: Eukaryota; Evosea; Eumycetozoa; Acytosteliales; Acytosteliaceae. The transcript is spliced from 3 exons.